Culicoides brevitarsis is the source of this 1101-nucleotide messenger RNA. RefSeq names its product ribonuclease Oy (gene RNaseX25). The transcript is spliced from 2 exons. The record is from RefSeq and is a predicted model, not a curated record. Gene Ontology annotation, molecular function: ribonuclease T2 activity; RNA binding. Bases 118 to 987 code for a protein of 289 amino acids. Gene Ontology annotation, biological process: RNA catabolic process. Gene Ontology annotation, cellular component: extracellular region. NCBI's taxonomy places the organism in Eukaryota, Metazoa, Arthropoda, Insecta, Diptera, Ceratopogonidae.
AUCGUCAUUAAGAGUCAAAUAAGGAAGAGAAAAGAGAUUUUUUUAAUUUCUCCUUCUAAAAUAUUUUUUUAAACUAAAUUUUUUCCAAAUUUUCAUCUCGUAUUUUUGUGUAAAAUCAUGAAAUUUCAUAAUUCGUUCGGGAUUUAUUUGUUUUUAAUAUUUUUUAUCAAAUAUCAAUGCAGAGCCAACGUACUUGCCGAAAAAGACGAACCGUUGAAACACGACUUUGAUAUAUUUAUAUUUACACAAAGUUGGCCCGUGAGCGUUUGUUUGAAAUGGAAGGAAAAAAGUCACGCAAAUCAAUGUACGUUACCGUCGCCAAAGGAAAUUUGGACAAUUCAUGGUAUUUGGCCCACGAAACUCAACACAAUUGGUCCGAACUUCUGUAAUCACUCGGAUCCGUUCGAUAUAAACCAAAUAAAGCCUAUUCAAGGGCAAUUGGAGCAAUUUUGGAUGAAUGUCGAGAAAAACACGCCUUUGGAGCAACUUUGGAGUCACGAAUGGGAAAAACAUGGAACGUGCGCUGCUCAACUUCCAUCUCUCGACAAUGAGAACAAAUAUUUUGGACAAGGCCUGAAAUGGUUGCAAAAAUAUAGCAUGUCUUCGUUAUUAUCACAAGCAAAUAUUCAACCUGGAGGUGCUUAUAAUCUCACCGAUAUUUACGAUGGACUCAAAUCUGAGCUUGGAACUGAUUUUGCUGUUGAAUGCAUGUUCGAUCGACAAUCCGGAAAAAGUUAUCUCAUCGAAAUCCGAAUUUGUUUCACAAAAGAACUCAAUUUGACGGAUUGCGAUGGUAUUUUACUCAAUAACAACAGCAGCAAAGGAUGGCAGAAAGUCAAGAACAUCAUAACGAACUGCAAUGUUCAUAAAGAGAUCGAAUAUCCGAGUGUCGUACCGCGAAAGUACGAAGAGGAAAAUAGCGGAUGGAAAUUUCCGUUUGUUAACUUGUACAAAUUGGUUAAGAUGCUGCAAUGGAUCACGCUGUAACGUGAAGAAAAAGCAAUCAACUCAAGACUGGAUGACACACGCAAAAAGUUUCUACUACUUAGGUUUAAUGUCUCUUAGGAAAUAAACGAUUUCGGGUUUGUUAUGUAAAAAUAA